Molecule: messenger RNA, 914 nt
Organism: Formica exsecta
Lineage: Eukaryota; Metazoa; Arthropoda; Insecta; Hymenoptera; Formicidae
Exons: 2
Coding region: 1-888 (295 amino acids)
Source: RefSeq, a predicted model, not a curated record
AUGUCGAAUAUUAAAAAAACGAUUAUUUAUAAUGUGCCAUACGCGAGUCUUGGUGAGCCUCUCAUAAAUAUCGCCUACGUGAUCGUGAUAUUUCUAAACAUGAGUGUGUUCUUUCUUCAGAUUAUCUUCGCUAUCAUGGUCGCGAUGAUGGUAGCUACUGGGGCAUACAAAAACGAGAGAGAUAUUUCUUUUUUCAAUGCGGACAUUAUGUCUCAUCGCAAACCUCGUUUGCGAAAUUUCUUUUUUGAUCAAUCAUUUAUCGACAAGAUGAUCAAGCAGCAAAAUUCGCCUAUUAGAGCAGUAAGAGAUCAAACUAUCAACCAGCAAGCUUUUCAUCUGCCCUUGAAAGAUCACAUUACACAUCUGCCUGAGUUUCCAAUUCUUUAUCAUCAACCGUUUAAACAGAAUUCCUUUACGGUAACGUCGUUCAAAGAUAAACCGUUGUUCAGAGACGCAAUAUUAAAAAAUCAAGAACUACGAGGAGAACGAGAGAUCCUCAGAGACAACUCUUUCAUCGGACAAUCGCUUACAUCAGAGGAGAUCUUUGAGAGACAAGCACCAAUAUAUAAAAGCCAAAUACCGUUUAAAGAGCAAUUGUUUAGGACUGAGAAGCCAUUGAAAAAUUUACAUUAUGGACAAUUAUCCUCAAGUGAACAAAUAUCGCCUCAGAAGCAACCAAUUUUCGUCAAAUUUCCUUCCAUUUCCGAUUCGAUCAAGUUCGAUCAAGAUAAAUCUUACAAUAAACUGAUCGAUUUGUAUGGACGACAUAAGGAUAUGCAAACUUUGUCGAAUAAAGCAGGAUUUUCAACGUACACUAAAUACGGUAAAUUUAUGUAUAUUAUAUACACAUAUACAUACACAAUUUCAAUAUUAGAAUUUUUUAAAUAACAAUAGAUCAGCAAUUUUAAUAACGG